Molecule: messenger RNA, 2567 nt
Organism: Desarmillaria tabescens
Lineage: Eukaryota; Fungi; Basidiomycota; Agaricomycetes; Agaricales; Physalacriaceae
Product: polysaccharide lyase family 8 protein
Exons: 12
Coding region: 1-2394 (797 amino acids)
Biological process (GO): carbohydrate metabolic process
Cellular component (GO): extracellular region
Molecular function (GO): lyase activity; carbohydrate binding
Source: RefSeq, a predicted model, not a curated record
AUGUGCCUUUCUCUUAUCUGUUUGCUGUGCCCGCUACUCGCCUUUGCAGCUACAGAUGACUCUCAAGCUGCAUUGACAUGCUUAGCUCCAACGUCGAGUAUAACGCCCUCCGUAAUCUCGCCUACUGCUCCCGCCGUAAAUAAUACUACGAACAUAUUGGCUACGCGCGCGACUCAAUCGACAAGCGCCAAAGACAUCAAUUUAAAUAAUAUCCUUGAGCGUCGGUUGGAGUCAAUUAUAUCUGAGCUGAGAUAUUCUAAUGGUGAUAUUGCGCGCUGGCUUUCUUCCCUCGACUCGAACGGUAAAUGGUCCGACAUUGAUUAUGCUACGGGAUGUGCUGCACAACGCGCAAACUGGCCAGCUCGCGAACAUUGGGAACGUUUGGUCAUUAUGACCGGCGUUUGGCAUGGAGGACUGAGUAAUGCAAACGAGUACCUUAAAGAUGCCAAGCUCAAAUCUGCGACUCUGCGUGGUAUGAGAUGGUGGUCCGACCACGAUUUCACCAACCCGGGUUGCUUGUAUGACGGUGGUAGUGCAAGCUGUCCAUGCAAUUCCGCCGAGACCUUUCUUUGGAAUCCAAAUUGGUUUAGCAAUGUGAUUGGAGUACCGAAACUGGUGGUGGACUCGUGCCUGAUUAUGGGACGAAAAGAGCUCCCUGAAGACGUUGCGAAUCACUGCAUGUUCAUGGCAACCCGUUCAUACGAGGUGUUCGAUCGUCCCAAGAACCACAUGGCCGGCGCCAAUAUUCUGGACGUAUCGAAGAUUGGCAUCGAUGCAGGACUUUUGUCUUCAAAUCAGACUCUUGUUGCUGACGCCUAUGGCAGAAUCCAUCGAGAAGUUGUCAUAAAAAACGUCGUCAAGGUCGACGGGAUCAAGUCUGAUGGUAGUUUCAACCAGCAUGAUGGCUCACUCUAUAAUGGCAACUAUGGCAAAGUCUAUUCAAACGAUGUUGUAGAGCUUGAGCUUGCAGCACUAGGGACCCAGGUAUCCGCAGGUUCUGAGUCGAAGGUUGCGUUGGCCCGCCUUUUUGAAGGGAGCAGGUGGAUGAUAUUCUACAAUUCGGUCACUGGUGUCCUUCAUUGGGAUUUCUCUGUUCUUCCGAGAUUCAUUAGCUUCCCUGUCAUAGACGGCCAGGCUUCAGCUAACCUUGGAAUGAAUCUAACGGCGGUCAAGGAGCUGGGUAGCAAAUGGACGUCGGGCUCAUUGACAGGCUUCGCAACUAGCCUGGAAGUCCGCAACCUAAAGCAUGCCAACGCUGGAAACCUCAAGGGCAAUCGCAUGUUUUAUACUAACGAUUACAUGGUUCAUCGUGGCGAACAGUAUGUUUCAACCCUGAGAAUGUUCUCUUCGAGGACCAAAAACACGGAGUGUACCAAUUCACAAAACCCAUUCGGAUUCCAUUUGUCAGACGGCGCCCUCUACACGUACCUGAAGGGUAAUGAAUACGAAGACAUUGCCGCAGCUUGGGAUUGGAACCUCAUUCCAGGAAUCACUGUCGAUUAUGGUGCGACGGCGUUGAACUGCUCGCACAGUCAGUUCCGCGGAUUGAGUACCUUCGUGGGCGGUGUAUCGGACGGCCGCGCCGGUCUUGCUGCUAUGCGAUACGUAAACCCAGCCACCAAGUCAUUAAGUUGGCAAAAGACUUGGUUCUUCCUUGAGGACGACGUGCAGCAUGUUAUGAUUGCCGACAUCUCUUCUUCAACCAACGCGCCAGUCUACUCUGUCCUUGACCAAAAGCGCUACGUCGGCCCUGUAGUCGUGGAUGGCCGCGAGACACAUGACUUCAACGGAGUAGGCAGAUCCAAGUCGUUAUGGAAUAACAACAUUGGAUAUGUCCUCGAUCCCAAAGGACAAGCUUCCAUCACUUUCAACGUUGAAGAGAGACGUGGGGAUUGGUCGUCGAUUGGGAUCUCUGCCCAACCUUCUACGAAUGUCACACUUUUCUCCGCGCGUCUGCAGCAUACUUCCCUGAACACAUCCUCCUCGUACACCGCCUUCCCUGGUACAGACCCUAACACCUUCUAUUCGAAGAGUCGCCAAUUCUCUCUGCAGUCCACUCAGAACGAUGCCCAGGUGUCAGCGAUCUAUGACCAGGCACAUGAAACUGUUUUUGUAGUGUUUUGGAACGAGUCCGGUGGCUCUGUGAACCUCAAUAUUACACACCCGAAAUACCCAGAUGCGGACAGCCUACUCAUUACCGUCAACAGGAACGUUGCGCUCAUUUAUGAUCAACGCGCGAGCAACGUCACAGUCUCCGAUCCAUCGCAAACACUUGCGACAGUAAACGUUACGUUCGCAUUUCUGAAAGGCAGUCGAGAGGCACGAAGCAAGACCUUAGCGAUUAACUUUCCGGCGGGUGGCCUGUCAGGUAGCAGCGUUGUCCAACAUAUCUAAGCUUGUAAUCUGAACCUAGACACGUGCUGAGAAACGGAUCGAACUUGGCAUUGCUCUUCAAUGGAUACUUGUACGACUUGCGGUUGCUAUAAACCUGUUCAGUACGGCGGUUUUCAACGAUCACUGGCAUGCAUGGGUGCAACCAACUUAGAAUCGAUCAUGGAAGGUCUAUG